Molecule: messenger RNA, 3895 nt
Organism: Patella vulgata (common limpet)
Lineage: Eukaryota; Metazoa; Mollusca; Gastropoda; Patellidae
Product: centrosome-associated protein 350
Exons: 5
Coding region: 1-1614 (537 amino acids)
Source: RefSeq, a predicted model, not a curated record
AUGACAGAAGAAGUAGUGACUCAGACGCAUCAACGAGAACAAAAAACCUUUUUACGACAGAGUACUGAAGAGGAUUUAGAUGAAGAAGAUGAAGAUGAUUUUGGUGUGAAGCCAAUUCAUCAUCUUGACGACGACCCUCACGACUCGGAUGAUUUUCAAGAAUUUGAAUCUUUUCAAAGUCAACAGACGCGGACACAGGGGUCGGUGAAUAAUAUGACCCAUUCGUCAACCAAUGACAGCCUAGUCGAAGGUCAAACAAAGAGCUAUACGCCUAGUAUGACAUCAAGUGGUUACGCGUCACAGGCUGUAUCAACGCUGACUCUGUCGUCAGAAGAUUCAAUGAGCGUUAAAUCCAUGGAGGAACAAGCGGACGGCAAAAAUAACAAGAUGCGACAGAAAUCGGCAAGUACAGAAACCAGUAGCGAGAGCGAUUCUGAAGAGCGUGGAAACAAGAACAAUAACUCUAAAGAUGUUUCUGCUCCUGAGCAAGUCGACGAAGAUCAACAAAUUUCCAAUGAAAAUUUAAAGAAUCGCCGAUCAGAUUCUCUGCUGGAUGAAGGCGUGCCUGAUAUUCCUGGUUCCCCGCUAAAACCUAUCCCAUCGCCCCCUAUUACGUCUGAUCCUUUCUUUAAAGAAACCAACGAAGCCGAAAAUAAAAACAGUGAAAAGAAACCGAAUGUCUCAAACCAGACGAAAAAACCCAUCAUAACAAGACCGAAACUUCCUGUAUUCGAGGAUCAUGUGACUCUUGAUAAUAAAAGUGCAAUAUGUAAUGUCCCCGAUAACGAUCUGUACAGCGUUAACGCUCUCGAAGAACUUGAGAAACUUCAAGACACUUGCGAGGAAACAGAGGAUUUAAGUCCACCUAUCGCAGAUGAGUCUCAUUUAAAUAAACCAAUCGCAGAUGAGUCUCAUUUGAAUAAACCAAUCAAUGAACAGAUUAGUGCUAACAAUUUAGAAUCAACCAAUAAAACGCCUGUCAAACCGCUAGUCAUAGAUCAUGAGGUGAAAUCUCUCGAUCGCGCAGACGUUCUUAGACGAAAAGGGUCUGCAGGUCGACCACGUCCAGUGUCUUGCGUGGGUUCACCUCAGACCUAUUCAGUUCAUCGUGGUAUGCCAUUGGAUCCGGAUCGUAGAAGCAGUCUUCAUUUUACAGAUGAACAAGUACAAGGUUUUGAUGAUUCUAUGUCGGAAUGUUCGUUUGGAAGUCGAGCGGAUCUGGAUCGUUUAAUGGAUAUACCUGUACCAUCAUGGAUACAGGAAGGAGAAGGUGUAACUGUAACCUCAUCUCGAGGAACAGUACCUAAAUCUGGUCUAGUACGAUUUGUUGGUCAAGUUGAUUUUGCUGCUGGUAACUGGAUUGGCGUAGAAUUGGACCAACCUGAAGGAAAGAAUGAUGGUUCCGUGAACAAACAGAGAUAUUUUAAAUGUCGGUCCCGACACGGAAUUUUCGUCAGACCCGAUAAACUAAUAUGGGACAAAAAACGAAAAGGCACAAAAAAUCUUAAUAAUUCAGCGACAAGUCGUCGUAGCUCCAGUGGCUUAGCUCAUUCGUCGUCGAACUCCAACCUGUCCGCAUCCAAGUCAAAAACAGCGGGAUCGAAGAAAAAAUAAAGCUGUCUGCCAAUCACUUGCUAGAUUUAUAUAUAUAUUUAAUAGUACUAUGUGCUCACUGUUUUCAGGGGCGAGUUUGACAUUGGGCCGUCAGAUCCGCAGCCCAGAGUUUACUAUUUGGCAACGGGUUUCGGGAUGCCAUUAUCUAGGGAUUGAUGAAAUUGUUUGAUUGUUUUCAUAAAUGUUUUGAAAUUUGGUGCCUCGCUUUGCUCUGCAUGAUGUAAAUGAUCCCUCAAAACAAGACAUCUUUGUUUAUGUCCCAAGACCCAAAGUUGCCUCAAUUUCAACAAUUGUUUUGAAAUGUGGUGCCUCGCUUGGCUCUGCCUGAUGUAAACAAGACAUUGAAUAGUCUAUAACUUUGUAUACGUCCUAAGGCCGAAUGUCGCCCCAAUUCAACAAUUGUUUUAAAAUGUGGUGCUUCGCUUGGCACUGCUUAAUGUAAACAAGCCAUUGAAUAGUUUAUAACUGUGUUUACGCCCCAAGGCCCAAUGUCGCCCGAAUUCAAGAAUUUUUUUGAAAUCGGGUGCACAUUGAAUAGUCUGUAACUUUGUUUAAGGCCUAAGGCCCAAUGUCGCCCCAAUUCGUCUCUGAUCCGUUUUAUCAUAAUAAGUAUGGUAUGUAUGUAAAUAGAGAAACUUGUCGAUAGUUUAUUGUAAUAUAGAUUCUUAUGUCAUCACUAAUUUAGUUUACGUCACGUCAGCACUGUCAAAUAGUAAGAAUUUUUAUGUACAUUAUUUAAUGAUAUACGUUUUGUAGCUAUGAUUUAUUUAGAAAUAAACUAUAACUUAAACUUGUACCAAGAUUAUAGUUUGGUACAUGAAUUAUAUAUAGGUACACCUUUUAUGAAAUAGAUUAUAACUGAAUCACGUACGAUGAAUUAUAGAUAUAUAUAUGUAUAGGUAACCCUUUUAUGAAAUAAAUUAUAAGUGAAUCAUGUACGUACACCUUUUAUGAAAUAGAUUAUAAUUGAAUUACGUAGGAUGAAUUAUAUAUAUAUAUAGGUAAUAUCCCUUUUAUGAAAUAAACUUUAAUUGAACCGUUUACCAAGAUAAUUUGUACAUGAAUUAUAUAUGUCGGUACCCCUUUUAUGAAAUAAACUAUAUACUGAACAUGAACUAGAUACCCUUUUAUGAAAUAGACUAUAUCUAGCUGCAGCUCAAUAUACUAACCCAUAUAGAAGAUGUCGCUCACAAGGGUAAGUAAGGAGUUUUUAGACUUAUUAAUUAAAGGCUAGAUGCGUUAUAGGAUUCCAUUGUAAUCUAUCACUGUAACCCGGGUAUACAUCAAUGAUAUAUUAAUUGGGUUGUUUAGUUUUUUUUAACAGUGAUCGAGAAAUUAAAUGCUCAUUAUCAAAAUUGAAUGGUCAGCUUUAAACUGGACACAAGUAAAAAUUAGAUGAUUUUAAAUGAUUUUUAUGAAUUUUUAAACAAAGAUUUGAUAUUGAAUGAAUGUUAAAGAAAUUAGUGCUAGAUACACAAGAUUAAAUAAUACCCAGGUUUACAGUAUUCACUAUUGUGACAGUUUAAUCCCUAAUAGGAAUAUCGGUCCAAAUAUGGUUUCGAUUCCAUUCAUUUAUGGAAUAUCAGUCCAAAUAUGGUUCGAUUCCAUUCAUUAAUGGAAUAUCAUUCUAAAUAUGGUUCGAUUCCAUUCAUUAAUGGAAUAUCAUUCUAAAUAUGCUUCAAUUCAGUUCAGUAUUUACAAAGUUAUGAUAAAUUAAAAUUUUAUCCAUCAUGCUAUUCACUAUGACAAGACAGCGCGCCAUCUUUUAUUGGUAGAUGAGAAACCUAAUGGACCUAGAUUGAUUCUAAGUAAGCAGAUUAUCUAAUGUUAGUACAGUAUUUAGAUUGUUUUGUCUUAAUUAAAUGUUAAAUAAUCUGAGUAUCUUUUAGCAUGGUUCAAGUCGUGAGAAAUUAAAUAUUUUAGCGUGGUUCAAGCCAUGUGAAAUCAGAUAUUUUAGCGUGGUUCAAGCCGUGAGAAAUUCGAUAUUUUAGCGUGGAUUAUGCAGUGAAAAAUUAGAUAUUUUAGCAAAAAAUGGUAAUGGCGCAUCUAGCCUUUUAAUUAAGAAUUAAAUAUUCCUUUUAUAGAUUAGGCUAGUGCAAUUUUUUAUAAGUUAGAAUGAUAUUAUGAAAUAUGAAAUUCAAGUUUAAAUGAGAAUUGUGUAAAAUAUAGUAUGAUUGAUAAUAAUAAUGGCAAGAUAUUAAAGGUUUUUGACUAAUACCUAGGGCAGACAAGCGUAUCUUUUCGCCCAAUCGCGCCAGUUUUUAAAAUCGCACGUGUGUCU